Messenger RNA from Sebastes umbrosus (honeycomb rockfish), 4210 nucleotides. RefSeq lists its product as uncharacterized. Gene Ontology annotation, molecular function: deSUMOylase activity. Lineage: Eukaryota; Metazoa; Chordata; Actinopteri; Perciformes; Sebastidae. Gene Ontology annotation, cellular component: nucleus. The record is from RefSeq and is a predicted model, not a curated record. Gene Ontology annotation, biological process: protein desumoylation. Bases 521 to 2812 code for a protein of 763 amino acids. The transcript is spliced from 10 exons.
ACUCCACCAUCACUUCACAUACUGACUCUCAGCUCCUCUUUUGUCUUCAGACGGCCUCAACUUCCUCCUGAAAAUGGAGGAAAUGUGUUGUAGUCGCUGCUUUGUGCUCCUCGUCUGUUGUGUUUCUGCUGCAGAUAGCUCACUCAGCUCACUCUGCUAGCUUCAAGGGGAUUACUAACUUAUGCACAACUUUGUGAAACACGCUAAUUGACUUAAAAUCACUGCAUGGGGACCAUGGUGGUGUUACUCUUCCAUACAGAGUCUACCCAUCACUGAGGAACACUUAAUAUCUGACAUGCUCUAGUCUGUUGUCUAGUCAAUAACCUCUAUGGUGAGGAAAGGCUUGAGGACAACUUCUUCUCUACACCACAAAAGGACUUUAGAGAAGAAUACCUGGAGGGAAGCGUCAGGAUAAAAAACAAGGAAACACGUAAUAUUCCGAGGACCAACAGGAAGGAGAGGACAGGCGUGUGGAGACGGGGGUGUUGGGGAUGGGGUUGAAGAGCCAAAGGAGGACGUCAUGGUUCACAGCGGCUCUGCAUCCCCAAUGAAAACAACACCAUCAGCAUCGCCUCAAUUAACUGUUCCUGCUACAACACCUCCUCUGCAAGCAGCUCCUCCUCUUGUGCCUCCCCCUGGAGAUGCUACAGACCCGGACCUAAACCAGACCCCAGCCAAACUUCUUGCCACAGACCUUACCUCCGACUCAGACUUGACCCAGCCCUCUAGUCUGACUCCUGCUGAUCCUGAGCCCCUUGUUUUUACCCCGGUAAAAACACUUGCUGCUAACUCGAGCCCGGUGUCAGCCUGGUCCUCUACACACACACUCUCCGCUCCUGAGGGCCCCGUCAAUGGCCGUACAUCAGGCAGGAAGAGGACUCCUAAAGCCUGUGACUGCUGUGGGCCCAACGGUAAAGGACACGAUGUCGGAACCUCGGGCAGAGGGAGGGGGAGAGGAAGAGGGAGAGGGAGGGGGGGUGGAAGGGACGUCAGGGACUUCAGGGACACCCCAAAAAGGAAAUUGGAUGGCCAGAUGACCCAUUUGACACAUUUUGAUUUGACCAAGGAGGAGGUGGAGGAAGCAGAGGAUGAAGGUGACAGAUAUGAGAAGGUGCAAACGACUGUAGUAGUGGCUGAUACUCGGUCACAAACGCCCAUCGCUCUCCCUGUUACAGUCUCCCUGCAGGAUGGACCAACAAGCAAUUAUGUUGCUCCAGAGAAAAGGGAUGCACAGAAAAAGGAGGACGUGUUGAUAGAAGGGUCAGGGGGGAAAGGAGUCGGCGCUAGCGGGGAUGUGGAGAUGAUAUUGUCUAGAAUGGCAGGCAGGGGAGCACCAGUAGUUAGAGGGAGAGGAGGGAGGGGAAUGGUGGGAGCUACGUCUGCAUCAAAAAUGGAAGUAGAAGGUGGAAUAAAGAGGGCAGGUUCAUGUGGCAUCGGUUCUAAAAUGGAUGCCAGGGCUCCGUUAUUGUUUGUGCAGAGGCAAAACAAAGCCACAGAGAUGGACCACGGAGAGCAGGCUGACUCCAGCUCAGUUAAAUCUUCAUUGGGAAAUGGAGACACGGUAAACCUGAGUGACACUGAACCUGAAGAGGAUGCGAAGGAGGGUAACGCGAUCAUAAGGGAAAUGGCAAAUGGGCUACUUUCUACUUUCCCACAGCAGUCAGGUCCUGCAUCAAGGUCAGGAUCUCCCCAGGACCUAGACUCUGAGAUGCAGGUGGACAAGUCUCCUGACAGAACAGACUCUGUACCGGUAACUCUCUCCAACGGAGAUGUCACCACACCAACAAAUGCUGAUCACUGCUCCACACUUAUGGAGGUGGAAACCUCUCAUCCGGCUGCGGUUGCUCCUUCAUCCCAGGGUCCUAUUACAGUGUGCAGCAUGCAGCACAGCUUGGCAUUAAGAGACCACAGGCUGUACUGUCAGCCGGGAACAUGGGAGAGGGGCGGGAUGGAAGAAGUAUUAGACAAAGAAAAAACUAACGGAGGGGAGAUAGAUGGAGAGAAGCAGAAUAAGGAAAGCCUGGAGCAGCUUACUGAUAUGAUCCACGACUUUCUGGAGAGCUUCUACAUGAAGUAUGGCAGUUUCAGUCCUCUCAGUGAGAGAGAUGUCCUGGAAUACCUGAAGAAGAAAGGCAACUCUGACCUCAGCAACAGUGGACUGGACGUCAAAAGGGAGAUGGCUCGGUACAGGGCAGCGCUGGCCUCUGCUCCUAUCGCAGGCUUCAUGUUGUCGUAUAACAAACACACCCUGGGCCUGGAGGACCUCGGCACACUGGAGGAACAGAACUGGCUUAAUGACCAGAUUAUCAACAUGUAUGGAGAACUCAUCAUGGAGGCGACACAACAGAAGGUUCAUUUCUUUAACAGCUUUUUCCACAAGCAGCUGGUCGCCAAGGGUUAUGAAGGUGUGAAGAGAUGGACUAAAAAAGUUGACCUGUUCUCCAAGUGGCUGCUGCUAUUUCCCAUCCAUUUAGAAAUCCACUGGUCUCUCAUCACGGUCACCAUGGCAACCAAAACCAUCAGCUACUACGACAGCCAAGGCAUCGUCUUCAGACACACCACAGAUAACAUUAUGAAGUACCUUCAGUCUGAAGCCAGAGAGAAGCAACAGACGGCUUUCCAGAAAGGCUGGAAGAUCACCAUCAUCAAGGGUAUUCCUCAGCAGAAAAACGACAGCGACUGUGGAGUUUUUGUCCUCGAGUACUGCCGUUGUCUCUCUGUGAAGCAGCCUCUGCUGUUCAGUCAGGAGGACAUGCCGCGCAUCCGCAAGAGAAUCCACAAGGAGCUGUGUGACUGCCACCUCAACGAUUGAACGACUGAAUUAUGGGCGCUUUCACUCUUCACGACUGCCCGCCUGGUUACAUGAGACGGUGUGUCCAGGUCUGUCAGAUGGCCUGUGUUACUGACAGCCUGCUACAUAAGCUAAGUUCAGUAUUCCAGGGAGCUCUGGAGUCUUGACGGACAGCACCGUGGCUGCUCAUUUGGACUUUUGGUGACUUUUUGGAGUUCAAAAACAGUCUGUAGCUAAAUAGAUUUCUACUUGCAAAGAACUACUGACGUGGCCCCCUACUGACCCACCGCGGUGCUGGACCCAUCAGGUUGUUUUUUGCGUUCUACAUUUACCUUCUCCCCAGUGGAUUUCAACCAAAUGGCCAAAUGGACACAAUUAGGGAGCUCUGAGUUGGACUUGACAACACAGGCGUUGGACCAGCCUGGACCAAUGGGACGGACCUUCCAUCCCAAAUGGAGUGGCCUUACUUCCCACGAGGCCAUUUUAACCCCAAAUGACAUUUUUAGCUGUUUUAUUUUAUGCUGGAUUUAACAGCAGUAUCCUACUUAACAGUUAUAUGCGUGUUUUCUAACAUGUUUAAUAAAGGUAGGAUGUUUUGAUUCAGUGGACCAACUGUUCACUUAAAACUUGAAGGUUUGAGUUGGUGUCGUUCUCUUGGACUACAGAUAUUUGCACGGGUUCGAGGCCUAUCAUCCGUUGAAGAGUCUAGAUAUCAACUGAAUGUACUGAUCACAUAUUCUUCCUGGCUGCCUCGCAGGGUGCACACUUAAGCACUCUACAGGCUAAAAUGGCACAUUUUGGCUGUGGCUUGAAACAGGGAUAUAUAAUUUUUGUAUCAACAUUUUUGACACCUUACUCCAAAUAAUUUCUUAUUAAAAAUUCCAGAUUUUCCACCACAUUAUUUCCCGCUUUUUUUGUUUUGUUGUGAUCACGUCGUUAUGAUGUGGCGUUUUCCUGCCUUUUCAGCUGAACGCCACUGUUUGAUUUUACAUUUGAAUCCAUCAAUUUGUGUUUGAAAACAGUUUUUCUCAUGCUGGUUGGUGAAUUUCAUAUGAAGCUGUACAGCUUGCUGCUGGUGUGAGGACCACCGCAUCUGAUUUUUAGCAAAGGAGUUUCUCCAUGUUGACUUUAUAUUAUUGUCGAGGCCUCCUGCUUCACAUGGAUGCAUUAUCACAGGCGUAGACAGUCGUAGUUACAGAGCGGCCUCUUUAACAGAGAAACAAGUGGACCUCAGCUAUUUUGAUUAAAUCUUCUGUCCUACCUAGAUUUUGUUGUUAUAUUUGGUUAUAUAUGUAUUUACAGAUUGUAUUGUACUUUUACUGGCCUACUACUGUACAUGCUUGCUUUGGCUAAAAACCACAAUUGUUUCUGGACUGUUUUUAUUGUUGUUAUUAAAAGGCCAAUACUGCUGGGAAUGUU